Molecule: messenger RNA, 5791 nt
Organism: Lineus longissimus
Lineage: Eukaryota; Metazoa; Nemertea; Pilidiophora; Heteronemertea; Lineidae
Product: WD repeat-containing protein 7-like
Exons: 32
Coding region: 104-4753 (1549 amino acids)
Cellular component (GO): cytoplasm
Molecular function (GO): protein binding
Source: RefSeq, a predicted model, not a curated record
GUUAGGUCACAUGAAAAAUUUAUGAUGAUGAUAUUCGUAUGAAAAAAGGUGGUUUAUGCUGAGUUGGACUAGGAGUAGUAGGACACAUCAUUGACUUAUCAAAAUGAGUGUGAGCAACCUUGUGGUGCCUGUUGUGCUGUGGGGGAGAAAUCCUCCCACGCAUUGUAUCUCGGCCAUUCUCAUGACACAAGAUGAAAAGAACAUCAUCACUGGAUGCAACGAUGGACAAAUUGCAGUGUGGGAUGUAACUGAAGAUUGGAAGAUCUACCCACGAAGCAUGCUCUUUGGUCAUUCGUCAGCCAUCUCUUGUUUAUGUAAGGGCAGCAAUCAUUCAGAUAAACCUUACAUUGUCAGCUCCUCGGAGAGUGGGGAGAUGUGCCUGUGGGAUAUCAACGAUGGCCGGUGUAUAGAAUUCACUAAAAUGCCGUUCACUCACACUAAUAUCCAGACCCAUCAGCUGAUGAAUGCCAGAGAUAUCAAACUAGUGUGUAAUGGGUACUACCCAGAGAUCCACAUCAUCGAUCCUCUCAGUCUAGAGAUUCAAUUUACAUUGACGUCAAAGGUUCAGCCAGAUUGGAUCAGCGCUUUGUGCAUCCUCAGACCAGUGAAUAGACAAGAUGAUGUUGUUGUUGCUAUUUCCAAUUCUGGGGCUGUCAAGUGUUGGACCUUGUCAUCGCAAGAGUUGAAGAGUAAGACAAUAGCUGAAGACGAGUCAAAGCAAAUCCGCUGCCUCAAUGCCCACACGCUGAGAUGCUGCGCCUACAACCAAAGAACUGUACUCAUAGUCUGCUCCAAAUACUGGCAGCUGUACAGUUGUGGUUUUAUCCACGGUCAUGAAUCUGAAGGGAUUUAUGAUGCCGGCGACUUUUCCCUGCUGUGUUCUGAGUCCAAUCCGUGCGGCGAGCGAUGGCUUGGUGGUGAAUUCAUCAGUGUUGACCGUGUGGUCGUCUGGAGUAAUGAGGGGAAGGGCUACUUGUAUAAACUUCCCACCAACCUUCUUAAAGGAAAGGCUCAUUUUGACAGUGCUAAUCCAAGAAGUGCAGAUUUCCAUGGCCAUGUUGGCCCAUCUCGUUCGAGUUCCAAUAUUCCCUAUGCCUACAAUGUUCUCAACUUCUACACUGAAAAGCCUCUCUCCUGCCCACCGGCCAUGUCUUAUUUCUUUGGCACCAGAGACACUCACAAGAGGAUCCUGCUGCGGGGAGAUUCCAUGGGCAGGAUCAUGCUGUGGAUGAUACCGAAGGUUGCUGACAAUCAGUUGAAAUUGACCAGACAGGAGAGCUUUGACAGGCUACCCGUGAUUCAACAACUAGCCACCACUUCAUUGCUCGAAACAUGGGACACUGUAUGUCCUAUUCCAAGUGGGGUGAUUGAUGCACUGCACCCUCCAGAAGAGAAGCCACUCCAGGUCACUGCGACCUGUUACAUUCCUUCCCAAGGUAAACUGGUGUGUGGGCGAUUAGAUGGUACGAUAGUUAUUGUGCCAGCAACACAGAGUGCUAUCUUACAACUUCUGGAUAUUGGACAAGCUCCAGGCCAAGAAAUUCCAGUCCACCGAGUGCUUUCUGGCCACACUGGCAAAGUUACCUAUGUUCUCUACCCAUUUAACGACAGUACGCGCUACGAACCUCAACAUCUUGUCUCUGGCGGUGUAGACUUUACGAUAAUAUUAUGGGACAUCUUCAAUGGGACCAAGCUCCAUACAUUCUCUGUGCAUGGUGGAGAAAUUACAAGACUCAUUGUGCCACCAAACAACUGCAAUAACCGUGUUUUGACCAGCAUUUGUUCCGUGGCGAGCGACCAUUCUGUAGCUCUCAUUAGUCUUCGCGAGAGGAAGUGUAUCAUGCUCGCUGGCCGUCAGUUGUUUCCCGUUCAGACUAUAAAGUGGCGCCCCCUGGACGAUUUCCUCAUCAUCGGUUGCACGGAUGGAACAGUCUACGUCUGGCAAAUGGAAACUGGUCACCUCGACCGAGUUGUCCAGGGCGUAACAGCACAGGAGAUCCUAAGCGCCUGCGACAAAGCAACCAAUAGCGUGACAAGUAGCGAAGAACUGAACAACCCCACUAUCAGUAUAGCGCAAGCCUUCAAACGCCGCAACCUGGCCACGUUCAAAAACUUGGCACAGCAGAAACUUCAUGGGUUGGCAGAAAAGGGUCCAGCGUCCUACUCGUACAGAGCGCACAUGAAGCCACUGGCUUACCCUAUGAUGAUACAGGGCAUGAGGACCAACAGCAAUGACCCAGAUGCCCAUGUCAUAUUGUUCGAUACUGAGGCACUUAUUGUUCAACUGCUCAGUGAUGAGUAUGCCCAGAUGUCCCCUGGUACAUUGGAAGCUCAUGGCUUCCCUUCUGCAGAGAAACAACCGGACUUGGGGCGACCUUCUGGGGGAACCUCUCCAGACCCACAGAGAAAAUUAGCAGAAUUCAUUGCCAAAGUGAAAGUAAAGGCAGAAGACGUACAACAGAAAGUACAAGCUAAGGUGGAGGGUAAACAGUUCUCCGGCAGCCCAACUCAGCAACCAAAGAAGAAGGAACGCAAGCAUAAACAAAAACCACCAAACCUGAUGAUAUCUGAUAACUUACUGACCAUGGAGAUAGCCCAGCUCUAUAUGUCUUGCCUACAUGCGUGGUCCUUGGAUCCAGAUCUUGACAAACUCUGCACCAACAAACUUGGACUCCUGCGACCCUGUUGCCCGAUAUCAUUCGGAUUGAUAUCGCGAGGAGAUCACAUGUCUCUGUUGUUGCCUGGUUGGCAGAGGUUGCUUGGGCAGCAACAACUGAACCCAAUGGAGAAAUUGGCAUCGCCUUUACAGCCAACGAUGUCGUUGCUAGAAACAGCCCAGGAUAUGGCAAAAUCGGAGGAACCCCAACCGGCUGCCAAGGGGGAUGAGAGUGCAUCAGACGUGUCAAAAAACAUUCUGGCGAUACAGAAGUCUGCUACCAGAGGUCACUGGCAGAUUUCUAGUUCCGUCACGACACAACAUCUCCUGUCCGUGAUCUCCAUUGCUAAUACUUUGAUGAGCAUGAGUCGGUGUUCCUUUCUCGAUGGACGCUUUCGAAGUGAAGGCCAGCGAAGGUUGUCAGACCACUUGAUGUUGUUCCUUACCAGCCAAAAAAUCAACAGUGGAGGAAUCUUAGUAUCAGACUACUACUCGAGUUCUGAGGCUGAAAGUGGGGACGAGGAGGUUGGUCUGGGUUCAGUUGCCCAGGCCCAGAUAAAGCAAGGCUGGAGCCUGCUGGCAGCUCUACACUGCGUCCUGUUACCUGAUAUCAUCGGAGAGGGCAUGUUCAAGCCACCGUUGUUGGAGAUGCUGGCCAGGAGAUGGCAGCACCGAUGUUUAGAGAUCAGAGAAGCAGCCCAAGCUCUUCUUCUUGCUGAACUGAGGCGGAUUCGUUCUGACGGACGUAAGACCAUAGUGGACCAGUGGUCACCCUACUUGCCAAGCUAUGUCGAUCCUCACCUUAGCAUCUUGAGCGAGACGCAUGUGGUUCCACCUAGACAGGAGAUGGGAGAGGAAGAUGAUGAAGACGACGAUCAGAUUAUGGAUGUUAAUUGUGAUGGUGACAACAUACCCUCUCACAAAUCCAACACCACGUUCGAGAGCAGACGACGCCAGGCAACAGCCAUUGUGAUGUUGGGCGUCAUCGGGGCAGAGUUCGGUCAGGAGAUUGAGCCGAGCAGACGAAAGUCUUCUGUCGCCGCCAUGGGGGAGGCGGACAAGAAGAAAGUUGUGGAGGGGUUUGGAAUCAAGAAAUACUCCCUUGCCAUGCACACGAGCAAAGCGCUGACAUUCCUGUUACUUCACCCGCCGAGUCCCAAACUACCCGCACACACACCAAUCAGACGAGCCGCCAUAGAUCUGAUUGGUCGAGGAUUCACUGUCUGGGAGCCAUAUAUGGACGUAUCGGCUGUGUUGCUUGGUCUCCUUGAGCUCUGUGUAGAUGGUGACAGGCUCGUGCCAAGAUUCUUGAAAACGAGUAAAGGGAUUCGAAAGCUCAUGACGUUUGGCCUCCCAUUGAGCCCAGCUGCCGAUGCCUGUCGCACUGCGCGACAUGCCCUUUCACUGAUCGCCACUGCCCGGCCGCCAGCCUUCGUCAUUACCAUGGCAAAAGAGGUCGCCAGGUAUAAUGCCAUGGCGCAGAAUGCCCAGUCGCAGAAUACACAGUUGAACACGUCGGUGUUGGUACGUGCCAAACCUGAGAUUCUUCGCAUAAUUGAGCUGCUGGUGGAGAAGAUGCCGAAUGAUGUGGUGGAUCUUUUAGUCGAGGCUAUGGACGUGAUUGUCCACUGUUUAGAUCCACCAACUCUCAAGUCAAAAGGCCUGACAGAAUCAUUCCCCUCUUUAUCAAGGUUUUCAAUGGUGAGUUAUUGUGGAAACAACAGGAGGAUUUGUGUUGGUGCUAAGAGUGGAGGGCUAGCAUUUUAUGAACUGAAACAAUCAAAGUGUCAGAUCAUACCUGGUCACACUGGCGCUGUUACUGCAGUCACAUUCUCUCCUGAUGGGAAGUUCUUGGCGUCUUAUUCUCAUGUAGACAAUAAGUUGAUGUUCUGGCAGAUGCCCCAUGGGUUGACGGCUUCAACUGGUAUCUUGAGCCUUGGCCAGCAACACACAAAGUGUGUGAGGACAUUCGGUACGCCACCGUGCAACAUCACGUCAGCUACAAACCUCUUGAAACUAGUCAAACUUGCUUGGUUGGAUGGAAGGACCGUUGUAUUAUGGACUGCCGAUGGAACAGAGAACAAAUUCAGGGUCUAGGGAAAGUAGGCCUUGAUGGGUUGCUGCAAUUUACUGUAAACUAGAUGUAGAUACAUUGGUGUCCCAUGACGGUACAGUCAGAGAGGCUCCAGAAUAAGAAUUUGUCUCUCGAGUGGGAUCUGUUUAUAUUGUUGAUAAAUCUUGUAGCUCAGGAAUGCCUUGUGACUGGAGAUUAUGUAAUCUUGGGUGAAUACAUUAAGGCCAGUAUUAGGAAGGGGAACAUGCUGACAGUGAGUAGAAUAAGCCGGUUAGAUUUCCUCAAACAUGUACAGUAGGACCUCACUAUAUAAGGACACUUCUUCUUCCAUAUACUGGGCAUCGGUCUAAGACGACCUGUAUGCCCAGGUACAUGUACAUGGUGCUGGGUGUUGGGGUUGGAAACCCACAGGACUGAAGUGCUGUCCUGAAUUGAGAAGUAUCCUGAUUACAGAGGUUACAGAAAUGACCAAAUGCAGUGUCCUUAGUAGAGAGUGUGUUCUCAGUGGAGAGGCAUCCGCUACUAGUUUUAUAUCUUCUGGUUAUUGUGUGCACAUGCUGUAUGUCUUUGGCUCCAGGUGCAUACUUUAGCCAGGACUGGUUGCAUGUUUUUCCGGGUGCACAGAUUGUUGAUGUGUAGAUUCAACUAUUGUAAAUAGGAAAGAUGUAUUUAAUUUAUCUAUGUGAUUAUCUGAAUAUCUAUGUUGUGCAUUAUGUGGAUAUCUAAUUAAUCAGGAGUGCCAAUGGAAGCUGUUCUCAGUACAACUUAAAAGCAUCUUAGAAUAUGAUGCCUUUGUGAAUUGCUAUAUAUAAAUGUCCAGGGGGGGCGGGGGCACUCACAAUUAAAUGUGCAGGGCAUCCUUGUCCUCCAAGUUUUUGAUAGACACCCUAUACAGCUGGUACAACAAUGCCAGACCAGGUUAUGCCGGACCAUAGCACUUGUAAAGUGCUUUAGUUUCUGUAUAGAAAUAGAUGUCUUGGUCUGUGUGAUUAUCUGUUACAGUACCAGGUUUGUUGUCAUGUUUAUUGAAAUACAUGUAUGAAGGAAGGAAAUGAAGAAUA